Molecule: messenger RNA, 2879 nt
Organism: Coregonus clupeaformis (lake whitefish)
Lineage: Eukaryota; Metazoa; Chordata; Actinopteri; Salmoniformes; Salmonidae
Product: gamma-aminobutyric acid receptor subunit rho-1-like
Exons: 10
Coding region: 392-1852 (486 amino acids)
Biological process (GO): signal transduction; chemical synaptic transmission; monoatomic ion transmembrane transport
Cellular component (GO): GABA-A receptor complex; neuron projection; membrane
Molecular function (GO): extracellular ligand-gated monoatomic ion channel activity; neurotransmitter receptor activity; GABA-A receptor activity
Source: RefSeq, a predicted model, not a curated record
GUCUGACUGUGUGAUCCAGAUCCUGUAGCUACAGUAUCUCCCACCAUUGACCUCCCAAACGAUCACGCCGCAUCAUUAUGAGAAUUGGUCUGGGCGGUACAGAGCAGAGUAGAGUAGAGCAACAGAGCAGAGCGAGUGAGCCACAUCCGCCACUGGAGGGAUCUAAUCUGUGCAAUCUGACGCUCAAGGAUUUAUAGGUUUAGUCAAAAUUGCUUUUCUCCACUGUGGGGAUUAAGCACCGUGGGAUGUUUUGUUGUUCAGGCCAGAGCUGCUGCUUCUUACCCGGCCCCGAUGCUGUUCUGUUGAAGACAAUGUCCCAGGACCCACGCAGAGAGGUUUUAGCCCUAGUGGGGUGUGGAAUUUGACUGGAAUUUGAGGGGUCCACGGGGGUAUGUGCACUAUGCAAGUGGAGACUGUGUUUGUGCUGUUCUGCAUCUGCCUCAUGGGGGUUGCUGGGAGAUCAGCUCAUCAAAGAGGUCACAAGCUGGAGACCUACAAACAAAGCAGAUCCAGGAGACAAACGUCAAGAAUGGAUGGAGGAACUCAUAGCAAGUCUGAAAGACCAAUUCUAAAACGAAGUUCAGACAUGACAAAAUCUCCCAUGACAAAAUCUGAGCAGCUCCUAAGAAUAGAUGACCAUGACUUUACCAUGAGACCAGCAUUUGGAGGACCCCCUAUUCCAGUUGGGGUAGAUGUUCAGGUUGAAAGUCUGGACACAAUCUCUGAAGUGGAUAUGGACUUCACCAUGACCCUGUACCUCAGGCACUACUGGAAGGACGAGCGCCUGUCUUUCCCCAGCACCAACAACCAGAGCAUGACCUUCGACAGCAGGCUGGCCAAGAAGAUCUGGGUUCCUGAUAUGUUCUUUGUCCACUCCAAGAGGUCCUUCAUCCACGAUACCACCACAGACAACGUCAUGCUGCGGGUGCACCCUGACGGAAACGUCCUCUACAGUCUGAGAGUCACAGUAACUGCCAUGUGCAACAUGGACCUGAGUCGCUUCCCUCUGGACACACAGACCUGCUCCCUGGAGAUAGAGAGCUACGCGUACACGGACGAUGACCUCAUGCUGUACUGGAAGAAAGGCAACGAGUCACUGAACACGGACGAGAGGAUAUCUUUAUCCCAGUUCCUCAUCCAGAAGUUCCACACCACUACAAAGCUGGCCUUUUAUAGCAGUACAGGCUGGUACAACCGUCUGUACAUCCACUUCACCCUACGACGCCACGUCUUCUUCUUCCUGCUCCAGACCUACUUCCCUGCCACCCUCAUGGUCAUGCUGUCCUGGGUCUCCUUCUGGAUUGACCGCAGGGCCGUCCCCGCUAGGGUCCCUUUGGGUAUCACUACGGUGCUCACCAUGUCCACCAUCAUCACUGGAGUCAACGCCUCCAUGCCCAGAGUGUCCUACAUCAAAGCAGUAGACAUCUACCUGUGGGUCAGUUUCGUAUUUGUCUUCCUCUCAGUCAUAGAGUAUGCAGCGGUCAACUACCUCUCGACUGUGCAGGAGCGGAAAGAGAGGAAACUAAGAGAGAGGUUGCCCUGUACCUGUGGCAUCGGCAACCCGGACGACAUGACGUGCGACCCCCAGAUCUCUGGCUACACCACCAUGGACGUCAACAGCACAGGGAACUAUGGCACCGCAGGGAACUAUGGGAUGCCAGAGAACGGCGGCAGGCAGGAGAGGAUGUUAGCCCAGGUAGUUCUGGGGGAUCCCCAGCUCACGGCCCAGGUAAAGAGGCCAGGCUACGUGAACAUUUGGAUAGACACCCACGCCAUAGACAAGUACUCACGGGUCCUCUUCCCUGGUUCCUACGCCCUGUUCAACAUCAUCUACUGGUCCAUCUACUCCUAACGCCUGGCCUGUGUCACCAAUGGGGAUGGACCCUUCUACCCUAUCACACUCACAUGCUGCAGUUAGAGGUCAACAUGGUCAUAUUCAUUAAGCACCAAAUGGCAGAAAACUGACUGAAACAUGGAGGGAGUGGGACUACCUCAACUUGUCAAUUUUUAGAGUGUGCCCUAAUGAAUAUGACCCAGGACUCCACUGUGACUCCAUUAACAGGGAUAGUGGCCACGGAGAGAACAUGUCUUUGUCUGUUUUUCAAGAGAGAGAGAGACUGAGAUAUGGCUAAUAAAAUGCAAGGAACAUUGCCUUUUUGACCCAGCCUCUUAAAUGGACCAAUUUAAAUAUGUACUCUUUCCAUGUGUAUUCAAGAAAACAGUUAUAAGGGUUUAUCGUCAUUUCCACUGAGCCACCGGGUCAAAUUUGUAAAUACUGUGUUUAGCUAGACGGUAAGGGCUUAGGAUCGUGUACAAUGUUAUCAAUGACUCAGAGGGACCAAAGAUAGACUGAGGUAUCUAUCCUUCUGGCUUGGAAGCGUUACAAAAUUGGGUGCAGUAUUUUUAUCUAAACAUCCACUGAGAAUGUUCAGUUGCGCUAUGGUUUCUCAAACAUCAGACUAAUUAAUAUUGAUAACUGUUGCAUCGGGGUUGUAAAAACAAUUUUUGAUAGCAACAAUGUUUUGGGAACGUCAAAUUUUGAAAUACAAAUGUUGUUUACACGUUGUGAAUUAUUUUCCAUAGAACGUAUAGCCCCUUGUUGAUUAUCCCUUACUUAAUCUCUGAGACGAUCAUAUAUUUGACAUUGAGACGUUUUUUAUUAUGGUCACGAUUUAAGUCUAAAUUCUACCGUUUUGGGAUUGUGUCAUAUUGGUUGUGACUAAUGGACAACUAAGCAACAGAAAAACAACAUUGAUAUGUUUCAGAUCUGAAGGCUUGCCCACUGGGUAGAGGGCCUUGGGAUGACGUGUGUUUGUAUAUAUAUAUGUGCGUUAAUUGGGUGGUCCUCUGUAGCUCAGCUGGUAGAGCACGGCGCUUGU